AUGUACACGGCGUCGUCGUCCGCUGAGACGUUGCGCACGGUCAGCCGGCGCUCGGUGCCCUCCUCCUCGAUGCCGUACUUGGCGCUGGACCACAGCCGCGUCUCCUCCUUGUACCACGCGGCCUCCGUCGCCGGCUGGGGCACCUCGCACAGGAACGUGGCCGACUCCUUCUCCCGCACCUGCAGGUCCUGCAGCCGCUUCUUGAAGGGCACCGCAGGCUCUGCGGAGAAGAGGCUGGUGAACGGACGCCUGCAACUCCGGACUCCACGACCCGACCGACGGGGGCGGGAGACGGGCGGCAGCGGCAGCCCGGCGGCAGGGCGCGGGAGCAGGGGCUGGGAAGAGGCCUCCGCCUGCCGCGCUGGCCGGGACCGCCGGCCGGGAGCUCACCGCGCACGACGACCAGCACGGAGCUGUAGGUCUGGCCCACGAGGUUGGACGCCGCGCAGGUGUAGAGGCCGCGGUCCGACUGCUUGCAGAAGAGGAUCUUGA
Messenger RNA from Propithecus coquereli (Coquerel's sifaka), 492 nucleotides. RefSeq lists its product as uncharacterized. The coding region runs from base 1 to 492 and encodes 163 amino acids. The record is from RefSeq and is a predicted model, not a curated record. NCBI's taxonomy places the organism in Eukaryota, Metazoa, Chordata, Mammalia, Primates, Indriidae. The transcript has 2 exons.